Messenger RNA from Nerophis lumbriciformis (worm pipefish), 2247 nucleotides. It is a transcript of the gene tcf25, whose product is annotated as TCF25 ribosome quality control complex subunit. The record is from RefSeq and is a predicted model, not a curated record. Gene Ontology annotation, cellular component: RQC complex. Gene Ontology annotation, molecular function: protein binding. Lineage: Eukaryota; Metazoa; Chordata; Actinopteri; Syngnathiformes; Syngnathidae.
CCAAGAAACAAACAGAAGAAGAACAAACUCCAGAAAUAUGACUGUACCUGUUUGUUGUUUAUGUUAGCUUUAAGAAAAGCUAUUUUAGUCGCCAUCAUUGUUGUAAAAGUGUCAAAGUAGGCAGUGGACAAUGUCCAGCAGGGCUCUGCGAAGACUUAAAGGCAAACAGCGGGGCCAGGAGGCGGUGGCCAUCGAGGAGCUAACUUUGACAGGUAGCCCCGAUGAAGUGGCAGAGAGCGAGGGAGACGAACUGAACGCGGCCGGCGUCAGUCCACCGCCACACGGCAAUGGCACUAACCCAAAGUCAAAGAAAAACAAGGGGCGUAAAAACAUCUGUGCCAUUUUAGAGAUGAUAAGUGAUCCAGAAAAAAACUCAGCAGAUGAAGACCCAGAAAAUGUUGAAGGAAAUAAAUCAGUUGAAACAGGACACAUUGACAGCAAGGAAAACAGCAGUCAAAGGCCAAAUGAGCCUGCGGCUUGUGUUAAGAAAAAGAAGAAGAAAAAGAAAGUGAAAGUCAAGUCGGAAAAUGUACAGGAGGUACUGGUUCCAGAUGACAACAUUGAUAUAUUGCUGGAAAACAUGGAGCAGUCCAAUGGUUUGACAUUGCAAAAUAAUUGUGGAACAUCUGACCGAAGACCCGUCUUACAUGUGGAGCACAGGAAUCUGAACCCAGAGACGGAGCUGAAGAGAUACUUUGGGAGUAGGGCCGUUUUAGGGGAUCAAAGACCUCGACAACGAAAUAGACAGUUUCAUCGCAGCACAUGGAUGACCAGCCCCAAGGACAGCUGGCCUCGCUUCAGCCGGCAAGGAAUUUCAAUGACCUUACUUGAAUCAAAAGAUGGCAUUCAGUACUUCACCUUUGAGCAUGGCCGGGAUUACCAGCAAGUACAGUUCAAGUUCCUUGAUGCCGUUGAAUCCAUGGAUCCAAACAACAUUGUGGCUCUGCUGCAGCUGAACCCAUACCACAUUGAUUCUAUGCUGCAGCUCUCUGACGUAUGUCGCAUACAGGAGGAUCAGGAGAUGGCAAGGGACCUCAUUGAGAGGGCCUUGUACAGCUUUGAGUGUGUGUUUCACCCUGUAUUCAGCCUGACCUCUGGCACCUGCAGACUGGAUUAUCUCAGACCAGAAAACAGGGCAUUUUAUCUGGCUCUUUACAAGCACAUGAUGUUCCUUGAGAAGAGAGGAUGCCCCAGGACAGCUUUGGAGUACUGCAAACUGAUUCUGAGUUUGGACCCGGAUUCAGACCCACUUUGCAUGCUUCUGCUCAUUGAUUUCCUGAUGCUACGUUCCAGACAGUACCAGUCUCUCCUCCAGCUUUAUGAGGACUGGGAGGAGCACAGAAAUCUAUCCCAAUUGCCAAACUUUGCUUUCUCCACCGCGCUCUGCCAUUUCCUCCUCAGUCAACAGGAGGAUAUAGAGCCUGAAGAAAGUGAUAAAGCAAAACACAAAGCUGACCAGAUGCUCCAAGAUGCGCUCAUUAUGUUUCCCGGAGUCCUGAUGCCUUUACUGGAUCUGUGUGCGGUGCAGCCUGAUGCUACAGUCACCUCCCAUGCUUUCUUUGGUCCAAGCAGCCAGUUUGGACAGCCUCCAGCCUUGGUUGAACUGACUGCUUUGUAUGUGGGAAGGAUGUACAGCUUGUGGAGAGAAGCACAUGUCAUGCUUUGGUUGGAGGAGUGUGUGAAGGAAGUGCUGUGUCGAAUUGAUGUAAAAGACCCACUGGUGGAGGACUACCAAAACAAGAGAAAGCAAAGAUAUCAAAGUGCUCCACGGAACAUUCAUCGACAUGUUCUGCUGUCUGAGAUCAAAGAAGCUACGUCCAAUCUGCCUCUGGAGGUGACCACUCAGCCCAUGAUGGGAUUCGACCCCCUACCCCCGUUGGACUCGGUGGUCUCAUACACAAGACCUGAGAGGCAGCAUGUUGGAGCGUCCAAUGAGAGCACAUUGUCGCUGUUUUUACGUUCCUUGCUGCCAAACUUCAACCUUCAGGCUGGCCUGAGGCAGGAGGACGACUUGGAAGUGGCACGAGCCGGGCAGGAGCUAAACCAGGAAGUCAAUCGCCUCAUGGUGGCAAUGAGGGACAUGCUGGCAAACAUCAGGUUUCAAGAGCCGCCCAGAGAGGACCAGUUGAGAGACGAGGAUGAAUGGGACUGAGGAGGUUUGGUUGUACUGCGAUGACUAAAAUGAAUAAAGAACGUUUAUUUGUAGAGGCCUGAACAUGAAUUAAAAUCACCAAUAACUAAACCCUA